This is a messenger RNA of Paramecium tetraurelia, 501 nucleotides long. RefSeq lists its product as uncharacterized. The record is from RefSeq and is a predicted model, not a curated record. The transcript has 2 exons. NCBI's taxonomy places the organism in Eukaryota, Ciliophora, Oligohymenophorea, Peniculida, Parameciidae.
AUGGAAAACCAAAGCUACUUCAAGACUGUCACCUCUCUACAAUCCAAUCGCUCAGAAUACCAACUCAGCAAACCUAUCAAAUCCUAGGAUAAGCCUUUGAAGGAAUCCGAUCUUGCUUUGUACCAAGCUGCCAGAGACAAAUGCGCUAAUAAAUAAACUGAAAAAUUGUCAACUCCACUAUUUUAAGUUACCACAUUAAUUACAAAUGCAGCUCCACUCCACAAACCCACUGUUAAGACUACUCAAUUUAGCAAUCAACCAACUAGUGUUUUUGAUUUUACUGAUAAUCGUAAAGAAUAGGCUUUUAAACCUCAUUGUAUCAAGGUUACUGAACCAGGAAACAACUCAGAUUUAGUUUACAAGCAACAACUAAAAACAUCCAAUCUCCCCAACAGAGAGAACUUGUAUCGUAACCCAAUUACCAAUGGCGAUCCCAAGAGUGAAUAUAAUAGAAGUACCAAAACACCCUUCCCAAAAAAUCAAAUUAACUUUGUUGGAUGA